This is a messenger RNA of Fusarium sp. VM40, 1782 nucleotides long. The record is from the annotation of a GenBank genome assembly. NCBI's taxonomy places the organism in Eukaryota, Fungi, Ascomycota, Sordariomycetes, Hypocreales, Nectriaceae.
AUGAGAGCCGCUUUUCUUGGGCUUGUCUUUCCAGGGGCCGGAUAUCUAGCCAGCCCGAACAUAGCAAGUGCCUUAUUCUUCCUUCUUACGUGGCUAGCCAUUCCACCUUCACUUUUUGCCUGGUUUGGCGCAGGUGCCAUCGUUUUUCCAUUGUCUGUUUGGAUUAUUUCCAUCCCAGGCGCUUACUCUGUCGCUGGAGUCGCUUUCUGGGAGCCUGCAGGAAUAUUGGCCCCGGCUAUCGUCUUUACCGGAUUCCUUUUAGCAAACACAUACUCAGCGAAAGAACGAAUCAAAGCGUCUAAGAAACGGAUCGAUAGAAAUUGCUUCAUACCCCAUCAACUCGCACGACUCGAUAAAGUCACUGCCGAAACAGCCGUUCAAAAAGACAGCGAUGAGCUUGACUUGGAGGCCCUCAGGAAAUUACAAUUCCUUUUCGACCAGGCGUUUCAAAGCCUCGACGACUGGUCUGGAUUUACUCGAAUCGAUCAAUUCCAGACGGCUUCGCUGCGAUACCAAAUCUAUCAGAUGAUGUAUUGCCUCGGACUAUAUCAGUCAACCUACGCCCCCAAUGCUCAUGGUUACAUCAACGAAGCAUUUCGCAGAGUGAUAGAGAGGUCCUUAACACCAGAUGUCCUUAAUUUCUGGAAGUGGGAACGGCUUGCAGGGAAAUUCUCAUUCGACUCCGACCCUGUUCAGAAAGACAAUAUCAUGGUCACCGGCUUUCUUCUGCAGGGCGUCAUGCUCUACACGGCAAACACGGGCGAUAUGAGAUACACCAAGCCAGAUAGCUUGGGAUUUCGAAUCGAGGAGGGCGUGACCUACAAGUACGGUCUGCACGACCUACAAGCCACUCUCCUACGGCAAUGGUCAACAAAUCCUUACUGUCUGAUACCAUGCGAACCAAAUUGGAUCUACGUGAUGUGCAAUUUACAGGGAAUGGCCGGGGCUGUUGUGUAUGAUCGAGUCUUUGGCACGAAGUCCACAGAUAUUAUACUUCCUAUUUUUGAAGAGUCACUGAACACUAAUUUCACGGACUUUGAUGGCAGUGUCCUGCCCAUUCGGUCUGAACUGACAGGAUUCACCAUUCCUGGCCUUUGUGGUGCUUCUGGGGAUUUAGCGGCCACAAUCAUGUCCUCUGGGCCCUUGCGAAAUCUCUCCCGCCGCCUCUGGGCGAUUACACGCGAAGAGACCAUUCAGUUCAAUAAGGAAACUCGUGAAAUCACAUUGACAGGCCUACUUGGGGCGGAUGUGAUUGACCAGGGUAAUUACCAGAAGAAUGAGCUAGCUUUGCUACCAUACACGGCAUUAGCUGCGGCAGAACAUGGUGAUGAAGAGUUAAAAGAGGCGGCAUUACAAAAGAUCGAACAAGGCUGGGGCUACGUAACAGCGCCAUCGGGGGCUCAUAGCCUCGAUCUGUCCAAAGCAUCUACGUUGAUGAAUUAUGUCUGUUUGACAGCUACUUUAGUUCGACCGGGUGCCUAUCACAAAAUGAUCCAAAAGGGCCCAGCCAAGACUGCAUUGAACGGUCCGAUCCUUUCGGAAGUACCGUACCCUGGCGUACUUGUUGCAAAAGCCAUUUCAAACUCGUCCAGGGAUUUGGAACUUGUCCUGUAUCCAUCUGCGGACCCAGGCACCUUCAAGCUUGGUCUGUCUCGCUUGAAGCCAGGAAACGAGUAUAUCUAUGGAGAUAAGACGCAGGUAGCUGAUGAGCAAGGUAACUUAUCGAUCUUUAUCCUUAUUGAUGGAAGAACAUACUUGCAUAUCUAUCCAGUUAAUGAGUAG